Molecule: messenger RNA, 1327 nt
Organism: Carlito syrichta (Philippine tarsier)
Lineage: Eukaryota; Metazoa; Chordata; Mammalia; Primates; Tarsiidae
Gene: NOP53
Product: NOP53 ribosome biogenesis factor
Exons: 12
Coding region: 50-1327 (425 amino acids)
Biological process (GO): rRNA processing; ribosomal large subunit assembly
Cellular component (GO): nucleolus
Molecular function (GO): 5S rRNA binding
Source: RefSeq, a predicted model, not a curated record
ACCAAACCGGAUUUCGGGGCGCCGGCGGCGGAAUGCUUCCUUUGACAAGAUGGCGGCGGGAAGCAGUAGCGGAGAUGGCGGGCAGGGCUCGAAAAAGAAGGCCGACUCUGGCUUCCUGGGGCUGCGGCCCACUUCAGUGGACCCGGCGCUGAGGCGGCGGAAACGAGGCCCCAGAAAUAGAAAGCGAGGCUGGCGGCGGCUCGCUCAGGAGCCGCUGGGGCUGGAGGUUGACCAGUUCCUGGAGGACGUGCGGCUGCAGGAGCGCACGAGCGGUGGCUUGCUGUCAGAGGCCCCCGAUGAAAAGCUCUUCUUUGUAGAUACUGGCUCCAAGGAAAAAGAGUUGAAAAAGAAGAGGACCAAAGUCCAGAAAAAGUCGCAACUUCUCAAGAAGCCCCUUCGGGUUGACCUCGUCCUUGAUAACACAUCCAAGAUCCCUGCCCCCAAAGACAUCCUUGCCCACCAAGUUCCCAACGCCAAGAAGCUCAGGCGGAAGGAGCAGCUAUGGGAGAGGUUGGCCAAGCAGGGAGAGCUGCCCCGGGAGGUGCGCAGGGCCCAGGCCCGACUCCGCAGCCCUCCCGUGGCCACGGCCAAGCCUGGGCCCCAGGACACCAUCGAGCGGCCCUUCUAUGACCUCUGGGCCCCAGACAACCCUCUGGACAGGCCGCUGGCCGGCCAGGAUGAGUUUUUCCUGGAGCAGACCAAGAAGAGAGGGGUGAAGCGGCCACCGCGCCUCCACUCCAAGCCCUCCCAGGCGCCUGCCGUGGAGGUGGUGCCCGCCGGAGCCUCCUACCGCCCCACCUUUGAAGACCACCAGACCCUGCUCUUGGCGGCCCACGAGGUCGAGCUGCAGCGGCAGAAGGAGACGGAGAAGCUGGAGCGGCAGCUGGCCCUGCCUGCAGGAGAGCAGGCCGCCACCCAGGAGUCCACAUUCCAGGAGCUGUGCCAGGGCCUGUUGGAGGAGUCGGAUGGCGAGGGGGAGCCCGGCCCGGGCCAGGAGCCUGAGGCUGCAGGAGCUGAGGCCGGGCCCAUUCCCACCCGCCCAAACACCAUGGAGAAAAAGACAGAGCAGCAACGGCGGCGGGAGAAGGCGGCUCGCAGGCUGCGGGCACAGCAGGCCGUGGUGCGGGCCGCUCGGCUCCAGCACCAACAGCUCAGCUCAGACCUGUCUGACUCGCUCAGGACCCUGAAGCCCGAGGGCAACAUCCUCCAGGACCGCUUCAAGAGCUUCCAGAGGAGGAACAUGAUCGAGCCUCGGGAGAGAGCCAAGUUCAAGCGCAAGUACAAGGUGAAGCUGGUAGAGAAGCGGGCAUUCCGCGAGAUCCAGUGA